This is a messenger RNA of Penicillium salamii, 4452 nucleotides long. The record is from the annotation of a GenBank genome assembly. NCBI's taxonomy places the organism in Eukaryota, Fungi, Ascomycota, Eurotiomycetes, Eurotiales, Aspergillaceae.
AUGGCCUCUGUCGCAAAGGGUCGGACCUCACGCCGGUCUGCCCCCCGCCGGAGUUAUGUCGUCGAAACUUCUGAAUCGGAAGACUCGGGAAAUGUAACACCAACACCAGAUACGCAGGAUGACGACGAGGAGGAUGAGCAGGAGGAAUAUACACCGGUUCCCAAGAAAGCAAAGCGCGCAUCUAGCCAAAGAAUGACACUUGAGCCUGUGACACCUGCGACCGUCCGCGCAACCAGCAAAACCCAAGCGGCAACACAUGACGAUUCCGAUGCGAUGGACACGGAUGCCGAUGCCGAUUUGGUGGACGUUGAUGCGAUGGACGUGGACGAACCGGAUGAUGACAAUGAAAGUGAUGUCAACGAAGAGAACGACGAGAAUGACGAGAACGACGAAGGAGCUAGUAUUGCGUCGAUGGAAGCCGAUCCAGAGUCGCCUUCCAGCAAAGCGGCAUUGAAGAGAAAAAGUAUGGCCCAUUCCCGCAAGAGCAGUGGCUCAAUCACACCCAAACCAGCACAGGGCUCACUCCCAACUCCAGAGCCAUCCCAGUCCCCAGAGCCCCAGGUGCACGCACAACGAGCCAGCGUACCACCUUUAGCCGAUAUUACCGAAUCCGCUGUCAACCAGAGCGAGUCACCAUCGAAGCAGCCAGAAGAAGCCCCAUCCCAGAUCAAUAUUAUCAACCCCAAUUCGACAGUGCUAGAGAGGCCUAUGGACAUCGUGGCGAAGUCCAGAACCCAGGCUCCCCAAACACCGGAGGAGCCUGAGGGGCCUAAACCCCGCAUGAUCAUUGAGAAUCUUAUUCUGACAAACUUCAAGAGUUAUGCGGGCCAACAGAUUGUUGGACCGUUCCACGCUUCCUUUUCAUCUGUUGUCGGACCCAAUGGUUCUGGAAAGUCCAAUGUCAUUGACUCUCUACUCUUCGUGUUCGGCUUCCGCGCCAGCAAGAUGCGACAGGGCAAGAUUUCCGCACUGAUCCACAACUCUGCCCAGUACCCCAACCUUGCUUACUGUGAAGUGGAAGUCCAUUUCUCCCAGGUGAUUGAUUUGCCCGAAGGGGGGCAUGAAGUAGUCCCAGAUUCCCAACUGAUUGUUUCUCGACGAGCGUUCAAAAACAACACCAGCAAAUACUACAUGAACAAAAAAGAAACCAACUUUACCGCUGUGACCACCUUCCUCCGGGAUCGCGGUAUUGACCUCGACCACAAACGAUUCCUGAUCUUGCAGGGUGAAGUUGAGUCAAUCGCCCAGAUGAAACCCAAAGCCGCCAACGAGCACGACGAAGGCCUACUGGAAUACUUGGAAGACAUCAUCGGAACCUCCAAGUACAAGACCCCGAUUGACGAAGCAGCCACAGAGCUUGAAACCCUGAACGAUGUCUGCGUGGAGAAGAACAAUCGUGUUCAGCACGUGGAGAAGGAGAAGACUGCUCUGGUAGACAAGAAAGACAAGGCCCUGGCCUAUGUUCGCGAGGAAAACGAAUUGGCCCAGAAACAAUCCGCCCUCUACCAAAUUUACAUCGAUGAAUGUUCUGACAAUGUUCGCGUCACCGAAGAGGCGAUUCUUCAAAUGCAAGAACUACUCAACAUGGAGCUCGAAAAACACGAGGGAAAUGAGUCCGGCAUCAAAGAACUUGAGAAGGCCUACAAAAAGGGUAUGCGCUACUAUGAGUCAAUGGAGAAGGAUACCCAAGGGCUGCUCAAGGAAAUGGCGAAAUACGACAAGGAAUCCGUCAAAUUCGAAGAGAAGAAGAAGUUCUUGCUCGGCAAACAGAAGAAAUUGGAAAAGGCCAUGCAAACCAGCCGCCUCGCGGCCUCCGAAUGCCAAAGCUUAGUUGAGAAGUUCACUUCAGACAUCGAAAAGAAGACCGCCGAAACAACCCAACUUGAGGGUGAGAUGGUCACUAAAGAGAAGGAACUCAACUCCAUCCGUGAGGGGCUCAAGGGCAAGACCCAAGGCCUUUCGGAUGAGAUUGCUGCCAAACAGAAGUCACUGGAGCCAUGGAACGCCAAGAUCAAUGAGAAACAGUCCGCUGUUGCUGUUGCCCAGAGUGAGCUCGACAUUCUACGAGAGCGUGGAAACGCUGGCGCAGUUUUGCUCGAGGAGGCGCAAGGGAAGAUUGUCACCAUCGAGGAAAGUCUACAGUCCAAGGAAGGCGAGCUGGAAGAGCGACAAUCCCAGAAGGAAACUCUGGAGGCGGAAGUCCAGAAGCUUCAACAUGACCUCAAGAAGUAUGCUUCACGUGAGCCCGAGGUUCGUUCGCACGUAUCCAGCGCCCGACAGAAAGCAGACGAAGCUCGAGUCAGCUUGGCAAGCACCCAGAACCGUGGAAGCGUUUUGACUGGAUUGAUGCGCCUCAAAGAGUCGGGUCGUAUCGAUGGCUUCCAUGGCCGCCUCGGCAACCUGGGUACGAUUGAUGAGAAGUAUGAUGUUGCUAUCUCCACGGCUUGUCCAGCUCUUGACAACAUGGUUGUUGAAACGGUGGAGGUUGGUCAACAGUGUAUCGACUACCUGCGCAAAAACAACCUUGGACGCGCAAACUUUAUUCUCCUCGAUCGUCUCCCUCGCCGGGACAUGUCCACUAUUUACACCCCCGAGAGUGUCCCUCGUCUGUUCGAUCUCGUCAAGCCAAAGGAUCCCAAGUUUGCACCGGCCUUUUACAGUGUGAUGCAAAACACCCUUGUUGCUAAAGAUCUGGAGCAAGCAAACCGGAUUGCCUACGGAGCUCGGCGCUGGCGAGUGGUCACUCAAGAUGGCCAAUUGAUCGACGUUUCAGGUACUAUGAGUGGUGGUGGCACCCGGGUUGCUCGCGGUGGUAUGUCAUCAAAGCAAGUCGCCGAUACUACCAAGGAGCAGGUAUCCCGCUUGGAGUCAGACCUCGAGGAUCUUGAAAAGAAGUUCCAGGCCUUCCAGGAGAAGCAGCGUCACGUGGAGGCUCAGAUGAAAGAAAGAUCCGAAGAAAUCCCACGUGUCGAGACCAAAAUCCAGAAGAUUCUCAUUGAGAUCGACAGCACAAAGCGCAGUCUAGUUGAUGCUCAACGCCGUGUGAAGGAACUGGGUGCGCAGCACAAGCCCUCUGACUCCGACGAAGGUCAAAUUGCUGCGCUUGAGAAGCAAAUCAGCAAGGCGCAGAGAGAGAUCGAGAAGCUCAAUGAUGAAAAGAGCGGGAUUGAGGAGGAGAUUCAAACCUUGCAGAGCAAGAUCAUGGAAGUUGGUGGUGUUCGACUUCGUGGCCAGAAGGCCAAGGUUGAUGGCCUAAAGGAGCAAAUUGGCCUGCUUGCCGAUGAAAUUUCGAACGCCGAGGGCCAACAAUCCAAGAACGAGAAACUCAUCAAGAAGCACUCGAAGGCCCGGGAUGUCUCCGAAAAUGAGAUUGGCCAAAUCACCGAUGAGCUAGAGAAGCUCGAAGAGGAUGUUGCCAACCAGGCCAACGAAUCUUCCGAUUGGAGACAAAAGGCCGACGAGGCCCAAGAGGCACUCGAAUCUCAGCGGGGCGAGCUCUCAACCAUGAAGGAAGAGCUCGAUGCAAAGGUGACUGAGCUGAAUGAAACGCGUGCUACUGAGAUCGAGAUGCGUAACAAACUGGAGGAGAACCAGAAGGCUUUGUCCGAAAACCAAAAGCGAAGCCGCUACUGGGAGGAGAAGCUCUCAAAGUUGACUAUUCAAAACAUCAGCGACAUUGGAGAAGAGCAAGAGCCUACCGAACUCCAAAUGUACACCAAGGACGAGUUGGACGCCAUGAACAAGGAAUCUUUGAAAGCGGUCAUUGUUACUCUGGAAGAGAAGGUCCAAAAUGCCUCUGUCGACCUUUCAGUUAUUGAGGAAUACCGCCGCCGAGCCGCCGAGCAUGAAUCUCGUUCGGCAGAUCUGAACACCGCUCUGACUUCACGAGACGGGGCCAAGGCUCGCUUGGACGGACUUCGGUCUUCCCGCUUGAAUGGCUUCAUGGAAGGAUUUGGUAUCAUCUCCUUGCGCCUCAAGGAGAUGUACCAGAUGAUCACGAUGGGUGGUAACGCUGAGCUAGAAUUGGUCGACUCGUUGGAUCCUUUCUCUGAGGGUAUUCUAUUCUCAGUCAUGCCACCCAAGAAGAGUUGGAAGAACAUUGGUAACUUGUCCGGUGGCGAAAAGACUUUGUCCAGUCUGGCACUGGUCUUCGCCCUGCAUCAUUACAAGCCCACGCCCCUUUAUGUCAUGGACGAGAUUGAUGCUGCCUUGGAUUUCCGAAAUGUGGGUUGGAAUUUUGUCAUUGCGGUAGUUCUGCCUGCUAACUAUGUCCUUCAGGUGUCCAUUGUCGCCUCUUACAUCAAGGAGCGUACCAAGAAUGCUCAGUUCGUUGUGAUCUCGUUGCGAAACAACAUGUUCGAACUUGCCGCCCGACUCGUUGGUGUUUAUAAGGUCAACCAUAUGACCAAGAGUGUGACAAUCGAGAACCGAGACUAUAUCACGGGUCGGUAA